AUGAAGAAGGGUGCCCCUUUCGAGUGGGACGGAGCAUGUACUAAUGCCUUCGAGAAUAUCAAGUCAUAUUUAAUGAAGCCUCCAGUUCUAGUAGCCCCUGUACCUGGAAAACCAUUGAUACUGUACAUUUCAGCACAAGAAAGGUCGGUUGGAGCGUUAUUGGCCCAAGAGAAUAGCGAAGGGAAAGAAAAUUCUCUUUACUACUUGAGCAGAAUGAUGACACCUAAUGAGCUGAAUUACACGCCAAUCGAAAAGUUAUGUUUGGCACUAGUCUUCUCGAUUCAAAAGCUGAAGCACUACUUUCAAGCUCAUAGUGUUAACCUCAUUUCCAGAGCAAAUCCCAUCAAGUUUGUGAUGUCAAAACUAGUCCUCAGUGAUCGACUAGCAAGGUGGUACCUCCAGUUUCAACAAUUUGAAAUUACAUACAUCCCUCAAAAGGCUGUAAAAGGACAGGCAUUGGCAGACUUUCUAGCAGAUCACCCGAUACCUGAUGACUGGGAGCUAACCGAUGAACUUCCCGACGAAAAUGCAAUGGUCGUUGAAAUUCAACCUCCGUGGAAAAUGUACUUUAAUGGUGCUGCACAACGUGAUGGAGCUGGUGCUGGUGCUGGUGUGGUGUUUGUUACUCCACAGGGAGAAGUUCUACCAUACUCCUUUACUUUGACACAACGUUGCUCCAACAAUGUCGCUGAAUAUCAAGCACUAAUACUUGGACUUGAAAUGGCCGUCGACAUGAAGCAGUUGCAGUUACAAGUCUUUGGUGACUCUCAGUUGGUGAUCAAUCAACUCUUGGGAAGCUACGAAGUCAAGAAGCCUGAAUUAGUCCCCUAUCAUGGUUAUGCUCAGAAAUUGAUAGGAUGGCUUGGUGAUGUGACUCUUCAGCAUGUUCCUAGGAGGGAAAAUAAGAAAGCCGAUGCUUUAGCUGCUCUAGCUUCAGCGCUUACUCUACCAGAUCAAACACAAGUGACUAUCUGUCAAAAAUGGGUAGUACCUCCGUCAAAUGAGGAUGAAGGCGCGGAAAGUGAGCUUGAGCAUCUCGUAGCUGUUUCUGAAGCUGCAAAGGAAGACUGGCGACAAUCCAUCGCUGACUACUUAAUUUAUGGGAUACUGCCAGAAGACUUAAGAAAAAGAACUGAGAUUCGUCGUCGUGCACCUCGAUUCCUUUACUACAAGGAUACCUUAUAUAGAAGAUAUUUUGAGGGGAUACUCUUGCGAUGUUUGGGGGAGGAUGAAGCAGUCCAAGCUUUGCAAGAAGCAUAUUCAGGAGUAUGUGGAUCACAUCAAUCUGGACCAAAGCUCCACUUCCACAUAAAAAGGAUGGGAUAUUAUUGGCCAACGAUGGUGAAAGAUUGCUUGGACUAUGCUCAAAGAUGCAAAGCUUGUCAGUUUCAUGCGAAUUUUAUACACCAGCCGCCCGAAGCAUUACACCCGACCGUCGCAUCUUGGCCAUUUGACGCUUGGGGGUUGGAUGUCGUUGGCCCGUUGCCGAAAUCUGCUGGUGGACACUUCUCAAAAUGGGCCGAAGCUGUCGCUCUUAAAGAAGUGAAGAAGGAGAAUGUUGCGAACUUCAUCCGAGUAAACAUCAUCUACCGCUUCGGCAUUCCUCGUUACAUAAUAACGGACAAUGGCAAGCCAUUUGAUAACAAAUUGAUGAACAAGAUUUGUGAUCUCUUCGGCUUCAAGCAGUGUAAAUCUUCUAUGUAUCAUGCUGCCGCCAACGAUCUAGCUCAAGCGUUCAAUAAGACUUUGUGUAACUUGUUGAAGAAGGUCGUCUCCAAGUCCAAACGAGAUUGGCAUGAACGAAUGGAAGAAGCUUUGUGGGCAUAUAGGACGACUUACCUCACACCAACGCAAGCAACCCCAUACUCGCUUGCUUAUGGAGUUGAAGCAGUCCUACCACUUGAGCGCCAAAUACCUUCUUUACGACUUGCUAUUCAAGAAUGGCUCACCGAAGAGGAAAAUGCUCGAUUGCGUAUUGCAGACUCGUGA
Messenger RNA from Lycium barbarum (goji berry), 1989 nucleotides. RefSeq lists its product as uncharacterized. Gene Ontology annotation, biological process: DNA integration. NCBI's taxonomy places the organism in Eukaryota, Viridiplantae, Streptophyta, Magnoliopsida, Solanales, Solanaceae. The record is from RefSeq and is a predicted model, not a curated record. Gene Ontology annotation, molecular function: nucleic acid binding; RNA-DNA hybrid ribonuclease activity. Bases 1 to 1989 code for a protein of 662 amino acids. The transcript is spliced from 2 exons.